UGUGCAAAGUUUGGUCCAAAUUGAAUCAUACCUUAUUCUCUUUGAGCAAGGGCAUUAUCGUAAAAACAAAUACUAAAACCCAGUUUUAAACCCUAGGAAAACCCUUUCACUAUCCUUCCAAGUUCCAAGUCCUAUCUGUUUAUCACCCUCAACGCGGUCAACGCAACGCAACCGUAAUGGGGAAGAAGAAGCAGAAGGAGAAGAUAGUUCUUCCACCGGACCUCCCGCCGGAGAUUCCCGACGACGAGGUCGAGGUCUCCGAUGAGGACCUCCAGUUCGUCAAUGAGAAUCGCGGUUACGCUUCCUUAUUCUCCACCCUUGACACGCAAUCAAUCACCAAGCAUGUUACUCGAGUUGCUGAUGCUAAAGAUGAUGCUUUGGAGAAACUUUAUGAGAAACGGCUGCGAAAGAAUGCUCUCAAGAAGGAAAAAGAAGAAACAGGAAUACAGGUUGACCGAGUUGAUGUUCUUCCAAUCAAGUCUUUGGAUGGACAACUCCAUUACCGGACAGCUACAAAAGCAGAAUCACAAAAUGGUCCAAGUGAAGAGGAAACGGGAGAGGAUGUAAAUGAACACCACAAGCCACUAUCUACUUGUUUGAUUCUGAACAUUUUUCUUGCUGAGGUAAAAGAAGAUCUUACAACUGAGGAGGUUUUUGAAUCUAAGAAGUGUAAACUUGCAGAGUUGGGAAAUGCAUUACUUACAGACCCUGAGUCCAAUAUUAAAUUUCUGAAGGAUAUGCUACAGAUAUCUAAAGACAAUGAUCCUACCAUUGUUAAACUUGGACUUCUGUCACUCUUGGCUGUAUUUAAAGAUAUUGUCCCUGGCUAUCGAAUAAGGCUUCCUACUGAGAAAGAACUGGAAAUGAAGGUUUCAAAGACUGUGAGAAAGAUGCGUUACUAUGAAUCAACUUUACUUUCGGCAUACAAGGCAUACCUGCAAAGGCUGAUGUACUUAGAAAAGAAGCCCUUAUUUCAACUUGUAGCAGUACGUUGUAUUUGUAAAUUGCUCGACAUACAUCCUCAUUUCAACUUCAGGGAAAACCUGUUGGAUGCUACUGUCAGAAACAUAAGCUCUACUAAUGAGGCCAUAAGGAAACUUUGUUGUUCUACAGUUAAAUCAUUGUUUACAAAUGAGGGUAAACAUGGUGGUGAGGCUACUGUAGAGGCUGUUCGAUUGAUUGCCGAUCUUGUCAAGGCUAAUAAUUGUCAGUUGCAUCCUGAUUCUGUUGAGGUGUUUUUGUCUCUUUCAUUCGAUGAGGAUCUUGGGAAGACUGAGAAGAAAGACGAGGAUCAGAAAUUUAAAAACAAGAAAAAUAAGAAGAGAAAAAACAUGGAGGCAUCAAAUCAGUUGCCAGAUAAUGAUAGAAAGAGAAGUAAGCAUGAAAUGAUCUCUAAGACAAAAGAGGAGGUUGAAGCUGAGUACAAGGCUGCAUCGUUUGCCCCAGAUGUUAUGGAGAGGAGACAAAUGCAAUCUGAAACACUCUCUGCCGUGUUUGAGACGUAUUUUCGCAUUUUGAAGCACACGAUGCAUUUUAUAGCAACCAGGCCUGAAGUAAAUACUGGGGCAUCAUCUGCUGCAGUGGAAUCCCACCCAUUGUUUGCUCCUUGUCUCAAAGGACUGGGAAAGUUUUCACAUUUGAUUGACCUCGACUUCAUGGGGGACCUAAUGAACCAUCUCAAAGUACUUGCUUCUGAUGGUAGUAACUCUGGCAACAGUUCUGAGAAGUGUCCUAAAUUUUUGACUGUGACCGAACGUCUCCAAUGUUGCAUUGUUGCUUUUAAAGUGAUGAGGAAUAAUCUUGAUGCUCUGAAUGUUGAUUUGCAAGACUUCUUUGUCCAUCUUUACCGUCUUAUACUUGAAUACAGGCCUGGAAGAGAUCAAGGAGAGGUGUUAGCAGAAGCUUUGAAGAUAAUGUUGUGUGAAGAUAAGCAACAUGACAUGCAAAAGACUGCUGCAUUCAUAAAGCGUUUGGCUACACUGUCGCUGUGCUUUGGAUCUGCUGAGUCCAUGGCUGCAUUGGUCACAGUAAGGCAUCUCCUUCAAAAGAAUGUGAAGUGCAGAAAUCUGUUGGAAAAUGACACUGGAGGGGGCUCAGUUUCUGGAACAAUCCCAAAAUAUCAAACAUAUUCCACGGAUCCCAAUUUAAGUGGAGCUCUUGCUUCUGUGCUUUGGGAACUCAAUCUUUUGUCCAAGCAUUAUCAUCCUUCUAUAUCAACAAUGGCCUCUGGUAUAUCAAGCAUGAGUGUUGCACAGAAUCAAGUCAUUCUCUCAAAAACCUCUCCUACACAAGCUUUAAUGGAAAUGUCUCUUGAUCAGGAAUUAACUUUCCCGCAACAUAGUGGCACUAUAAAGUUGAAUAACAAGAAGAGAAGAACAAAUGGUCCUGCAACAUCACCUUCCAUUGUUUCUGCAUCAGUUACUUCAAGUUCAUUCAAUGAGGAUGAGUUGUAUGAGAAACUCAGUUCCCAUUUUACGCUUCUUCGCGACAUUAGGGAGAAUGAAAGGUUGAGAAAGGAGUUGGAUAAGACUACACUAUCACUACAGCUAUAUGAACAAUAUAAGAAACAAAAGCAAAGAUCAAAACCAAAGAAGAAAGCCAUUGCUUAAUAGAUGUAUAUGGCUUAUAUAUAACAUGAAAUUUUGUAGUUUUAUUUUGGUUGUUUCUGUAGUUGUGAAAACCAGACCAAUUAUCAAUCAGGUAAGAGGACUAGAGCCAUUGGUCACCAGUUUUGUGCCGGUUUGGUGUACCUGCUGAUAAAGUGUAAAAUUAUUUUUUGAUUAAAAGAGAGCGAUAUUCAUUUUACAGAA
This is a messenger RNA of Arachis duranensis, 2810 nucleotides long. RefSeq names its product nucleolar complex-associated protein 3. Gene Ontology annotation, cellular component: nucleolus. The record is from RefSeq and is a predicted model, not a curated record. The coding region runs from base 177 to 2609 and encodes 810 amino acids. The transcript is spliced from 14 exons. Gene Ontology annotation, biological process: DNA replication initiation. Gene Ontology annotation, molecular function: chromatin binding. Lineage: Eukaryota; Viridiplantae; Streptophyta; Magnoliopsida; Fabales; Fabaceae.